This is a messenger RNA of Lodderomyces theae, 1116 nucleotides long. It is a transcript of the gene BAT22, whose product is annotated as Bat22p. The coding region runs from base 1 to 1116 and encodes 371 amino acids. The transcript has a single exon. Lineage: Eukaryota; Fungi; Ascomycota; Pichiomycetes; Serinales; Debaryomycetaceae. The record is from RefSeq and is a predicted model, not a curated record. Gene Ontology annotation, molecular function: branched-chain-amino-acid:2-oxoglutarate transaminase activity. Gene Ontology annotation, cellular component: mitochondrion. Gene Ontology annotation, biological process: L-valine biosynthetic process; L-leucine biosynthetic process.
AUGUCUGCCCCAUUAGAUUCUUCCAAGUUGGAAAUCACCAAAACCUCUAACCCAAAAGAGCCCUUACCAAACUCGGAAUUGAAAUUUGGUCAAUCAUUCACCGAUCACAUUUUGGAAAUUGACUGGUCUGCCGAUUAUGGAUGGCACAUACCCACCAUCAAGCCAUACCACCAUUUUGCCAUGGACCCAGCUACUUGUGUAUUGCACUACUCAUUUGAAUUGUUUGAAGGGUUGAAGGCAUACCGUGAUUCCAAGGGACAAAUCAGGACAUUUAGACCAGACAAAAACAUGGAGAGAAUGAAUAGAUCAGCCAAGAGAGCCGCAUUGCCCACUUUUGAUGGCGAAGAGUUUUUGAAGUUGGUUGACAAGUUUUUGCUUUUGGAAGAAAAGUUUGUGCCCCAGGGUAAAGGGUAUUCCUUGUACUUGAGACCAACUUUAAUUGGUACAUCCGUAGGCUUGGGUGUAACCGCACCAACCAAGGCCAAGUUGUUUCUUAUUGCAUCACCAGUCGGACCAUAUUUUGGAUCUGGAUUCAAGCCAGUGUCGUUAGAAGCUACUGAUUAUGCCGUUCGUGCAUGGCCCAAAGGUGUUGGUGCCUACAAAUUGGGUGCCAAUUACGUCUCCUGUAUUGAACCACAAACUGAAGCUGCCAAAAGAGGACAUUCCCAAAACUUGUGGUUGUUUGGAGAAGAUGGCGAAAUCACCGAGGUUGGAGCCAUGAAUGUAUUCUUUGCAUUCAAGACUGAUGAUGGGAAAUCGGAAUUGGUUACUCCGCCAUUGGCAGGUAUGAUUUUACCUGGUGUCACUCGUGAUUCGACUUUGGAGUUGGCUAGAGAGAAGUUGGCUGGUUCGGGUGACUGGAUCGUUAGUGAACGUAAAUUGACCAUACAUGAAGUUAAGGAAAAGGCUCAAAAGGGACAAUUGAUUGAAGCGUUUGGUACUGGAACUGCUGCGAUUGUUGCUCCAAUCAACAAUAUUGAGUACCAAGGUGAAGCCAUUACUGUGCCUACUGUUGCUGGUGGAAGUGGUGAGGUUACUGCUAAAGUUUGUGAAUGGAUUCAAAAUAUUCAAUAUGGUGAUGAAGAGUUUAAGAAUUGGUCUAGAGUAGCAAAGUAA